Spizellomyces punctatus DAOM BR117 is the source of this 1245-nucleotide messenger RNA. RefSeq lists its product as uncharacterized. The record is from RefSeq and is a predicted model, not a curated record. The coding region runs from base 206 to 1138 and encodes 310 amino acids. The transcript has a single exon. NCBI's taxonomy places the organism in Eukaryota, Fungi, Chytridiomycota, Chytridiomycetes, Spizellomycetales, Spizellomycetaceae. Gene Ontology annotation, molecular function: protein binding.
GUGUGGCAUGUGCUUUUUUUUUUGUAUUGGGGGUUUUUUUAGCGUAAUUGGUUGGGUAUAAGAGUAAAGGUCUGGGGUUUUUGUGUUGUGUUAAAAGUUCGAGAGUUGUAAAGUGCGGAUAGAGAGCAAGCAUUUGCAUUUCUUCAACGACAUACACGCACAUACAUACAUACCACAAAAAAACAAAAGAGAGAAAGCCUAAACAAUGCCAACACGCAGCCCAAUCCCAACCCGCACGGUCAUCGCACCCAAAAAACCCAAACCAACCCGUUCAACCCAACAACAAUCACCUCCCAAACCCAAAACCCCCGAAAGCGCUAAUCCACCUUCAACGUCCCUCAUCGCGCAAUCCCAAGCCCUCUUUCCAGCUCUCGUAGCCGAAGCCGAGCGAUUAUCCCGCCAAGGUCACUAUUCCGCCGCGAUAUCCCUUUACACUCGCGCGAUUGAAACCCGACCUACAGACCCCACGGCCCUAUCACUCCGUUCCAAAUGCCGAAUACUCCAAGGUGAAUACGAAAUAGCCCUCCAAGAUGCGGAACAAGCCCUCAAGGCUGAUCCAUCUUUCGCGAAAGCACUCGCCGCGAAAGCAGAGGCGUUAUUCGCGGCUGGGAAUUUCGAGGAUGCGUUGGUGUGGUAUCAUCGUGGGGCGUACCUUCGGGCUGAUGUUGAGGAGUUUCGGGUUGGGGUUUUGAGGUGUAAGCAGGCGAUCAUGGUGGCUAUUCAGGGGAUUGAUGCGAGUCAAUUGAAAAAGGAGCGAGAGACGAGUACAAAGAGUUCAAAAGGUGUUGGGGUGUAUCAUCCAGGUGUGGUCGGACCUGCGCGGAGGUCUACGACUACACGACAAGUUGAAAAUGUCACGCAACGUCCCACCACGCCGUACGAUACUGAAACCUUUGAGCGAAAUCUUUUAGAAGAGUUGUAUGAGGACCGAGUGUUUUUGCGGGGAUUAGCUUCCGACCCUGUUUUUAUGAGCGCUGCUAAUGGCGAUGUGGGCGCACUUGUUCGUGAGGGUGAGAGGUACAUGGAGGGGAGGUUGGAGUAUUGGAAGAUUAGGAACCCGAGUGGACGGCCGGCGUCGGCGGUGAUUUCCGGGGCGAGAAGGAAUAAAUUCAGAAAGGGGUCUGGGAGGGUGCGUUAGUAUUUGCAUGUGUGUGGUAUCCAUAUUAAAGUUGCAAUGGACAAAUGGAAGAGUAGAUGAAUUGGGGUCAAGAAUGAUAUAUCUUUUAUUAUUUAUUGUAAUGCUUC